Messenger RNA from Rhineura floridana, 2575 nucleotides. It is a transcript of the gene FZD9, whose product is annotated as frizzled class receptor 9. Gene Ontology annotation, cellular component: plasma membrane. Gene Ontology annotation, biological process: non-canonical Wnt signaling pathway; canonical Wnt signaling pathway. NCBI's taxonomy places the organism in Eukaryota, Metazoa, Chordata, Lepidosauria, Squamata, Rhineuridae. The transcript has a single exon. Gene Ontology annotation, molecular function: Wnt-protein binding; Wnt receptor activity. Bases 91 to 1881 code for a protein of 596 amino acids. The record is from RefSeq and is a predicted model, not a curated record.
AGGCGCCCGGGACUCGGUGCUGGCGGAGGCGCGCCAUGCCACGGCAGGGCAGUUAGCAGCAGCGAUCGGGAGCGGGCGGCGGCGCAAGGGAUGGCCGCGCCUGCCCUCCCCGCCGGGCUGCUGCUGCUGUUGGUGGCGGCGGGCGGCUGGGCGCUGGAACUGCUGGGCGGCGGCGGCGGCGCUUACGAGGCGGCGGCGGGGUCGGAGCGCGGUGGCGGCGGGCGGUGCCAGGUCAUCGCGAUCCCCAUGUGCCAGGGCAUCGGCUACAACCUGACCCGCAUGCCCAACCUGCUGGGACACGAGCACCAGGGCGAGGCGGCGCUGAAGCUGCACGAGUUCGCGCCGCUGGUGGCCUACGGCUGCCACGGUCACCUGCGCUUCUUCCUGUGCUCGCUCUACGCGCCCAUGUGCACGGAGCAGGUGUCGGGCAGCAUCCCGGCCUGCCGGCCCAUGUGCGAGCAGGCGCGCCAGCGCUGCGCCCCCAUCAUGGAGCGCUUCCACUUCGGCUGGCCCGAGGCGCUGGACUGCGCCCGCCUGCCCACCAAGCACGACCCGCAGGCGCUGUGCAUGGAGGCGCCCGAGAACGCCACGGGCGCCGGCACGCCCGAGCCCCCGCGCGGCCAGGGCAUGCUCCCCGUAGCGCCGCGCCCCGCCCGGCCCCAUGCCGAGGCCGCCGCCGAGGGCCGCCUGGGGGCCGCCGGGCCCUGCCCCAACCCCGACAAGUUCCAGUUCGUGGCCAAGAGCGCCUCGUGCGCGCCGCGCUGUUCCCCGGGCGUCGACGUGUACUGGGCGCGGCGCGACAAGGAUUUCGCCUUCAUCUGGAUGGCCGUGUGGGCCACGCUCUGCUUCGCCUCCACCGCCUUCACCGUCCUCACUUUCCUGCUGGAGCCGCAGCGUUUCCAGUAUCCUGAGCGCCCCAUCAUCUUCCUCUCCAUGUGCUACAACGUCUAUUCGGUGGCCUUCCUCAUCCGCUCAGUGGCUGGCGCCGAGAACAUCGCCUGCGACCGGGAGGAGGGUGAGCUCUACAUCAUCCAGGAGGGGUUGGAGAGCACCGGCUGCACCCUCGUCUUUCUCAUCCUCUACUACUUUGGGAUGGCCUCCUCCCUCUGGUGGGUGGUCCUCACCUUGACCUGGUUUCUGGCCGCUGGGAAGAAGUGGGGCCACGAGGCCAUCGAGGCCCACAGCAGCUACUUCCACCUGGCGGCCUGGGGUGUCCCUGCCAUGAAGACCAUCGUCAUCCUCACCAUGAGGAAGGUGGCUGGGGAUGAGCUGACUGGGCUCUGCUAUGUGGGGAGCAUGGAUGUGGCUGCCCUGACGGGCUUUGUCCUCAUCCCUCUGUCCUGCUACUUGGUUAUCGGAACCUCCUUCAUCCUGACGGGCUUCGUCGCCCUCUUCCACAUCCGCAAGAUCAUGAAGACGGGGGGCACCAACACCGAGAAGCUGGAGAAACUGAUGGUGAAGAUCGGGGUCUUUUCCAUUCUCUACACUGUCCCAGCCACCUGCGUCAUUGUCUGCUACUUCUACGAGCGGCUGAACGUGGACUACUGGACCCUCCGGGCCUUGGAGCAUGGGUGUCUGCCCUUUCCUGGGCGGCGCAGCACGGACUGUGCCUUGGAUUCUUCUGUGCCCACCGUGGCCAUCUUUAUGCUGAAGAUCUUCAUGUCCUUGGUGGUGGGCAUCACCAGUGGUGUUUGGGUGUGGAGCUCCAAGACUUUGCAGACCUGGCAGAACCUCUGCAACAGGAAACUGGGGGUGAGGACUAGAGGGAAGCCCUGCAGUGGGGUGACCUGCACCGGGGCACACUGCCACUACAAAGCGCCUGCCGUUGUGCUGCACAUGACCAAGACAGACCCGUACCUGGACAACCCAACACAUGUCUGAGACAGGCCACCAGGGAGGAGCAGAGCCAUCUCAAGGGAACAAUUCAACACUUCACAGAGUUCCACAUUUUGUAGCAGGGUCAGCAAAGAGCGGACAGGCAUGUCAGGUGCGGGAUGGAAGGAGAAAGAUUUCAGGAGUGGCCAUAUGUGGGCAUGGGGGGGGGCUGUGGGCAACUUUAUAACGCCUCUGUCUGAAGACCCCAAAGAGGACACCUAACAGAAAGGCCUCCCCCCCUUCCCUCCCUCUUCCCCACCCCGUCAUAUCUAGCUUUUAUUCCUAGCGUUGUGGGUCGGAUCGCUCUGUGGCCAAGAUCCAGCACCUAUUUGAACGUUUUUGUUUUGGAGGGGAGAUAGAGGAUUUGUCCAAGUUUAUUUAAUUCUGUAAUUUAUUUUCGUUUGGUUUUUUAAAGGAAUUCAUUAACUAAAAGAAAGGAAAGAAUCCCCAAUAAACCCUGGCUGUGUUAUUUCAACUGAGGCUGUUUGCAGGAAUGUUGCGAGGCUUUGGAAGCAGCUGUGUGGGGGAAGAGAUUUAAGUCCAGCGGCUGAGCCUGGAUGUCUGCAGGAGGCAGGCAGGGGGUGAAGCCUCUUGCUGCUGCUCUGCAGCCCUGAACUAGCUUUAGACCUUGUCACCACCAACGUGGGGAGGUGUUUGGGGCUGGGGGGGGCCUCUCUGUCCCCAGAGUUUCAAGCAGCCA